AUGGUGUCAGUGAUGGAGGGAGAUUCUGUUACUUUAAACACUGAUGUAACAGAAAUUAAUGAAAAUGGCCACAUACUGUGGAAAUUUGGAGCCGGAAACUCUUUGGUCGCUAAAAUCAAAAGAAACAAACAAAACUCUACAUUUGAUCUUCCUGAUGAGAGAUUCAGAGACAGACUAAAGCUGAACAAACAGACUGGAUCUCUGACCAUCACAAACAUCACAACUCAACACGCUGGACAUUAUAAACUAGAGAUAAGUGGAGCAAAACUGCUAUCAAAAACAUUCAAUAUUUUUGUUUAUGGUGUGUUUGGUGAUACAGAUGUAAUGAAGUCAGUAUCAGUGCUGGAGGGAGAUUCUGUCACUCUAAACACUGAUGUUAAAAUGCAGAGAGAUGAUCAGAUGCUGUGGAUGUUUGGCCCUCAAGAGAGGCGAAUAGCUGAAAUCCACAGACAGAACAUCUAUAUAGAUGCCACUAAUACAAUAUUUGAGAAAAGACUCCAGAUGGACAAUGAAACUGGAUCUCUGACCAUCAGAAACAUCAGAACUGAACACACUGGACUUUAUAAACUACUGAUCCUCAGCAACAGAGGAAACUCAUACAAGAGAUCCAGUGUUACUGUCUAUGCUGCUCUUCCUUUUCCUGUCAUCACCAGAGACUCUUCAAAAUGUUCUUCAUCAUCAGGAUCAUCAUCAUCAUCAGGAUCAUCAGGUCAGAAUUGUUCACUUCUGUGUUCAGCUGUGAAUGUGAGUCAUGUGACUCUCUCCUGGUACAAAGGAAACAGUUUAUUGUCCAGCAUCAGUGUGUCUGAUCUCAGCAUCAGUCUCUCUCUACCUCUGGAGGUGGAAUAUCAGGAUAAAAACAGCUACAGCUGUGUGCUCAACAAUCCCAUCAGCAACCAGACUCAACACAACAUCAACAUCACUCAACUCUGUCAACCAUGUUUAGCACUGGACUCAAAUUCUCCUUCAUAUCAAGACUCACCUCUAAUAGCGCUGAUCUCUGCAGCUGCUGGAUCUCUGUUGAUUGUAGUUGUAAUUGGGAUCUUCUGCAUCUACAGGAAAUGUAGAAGACCCGAUCAAGAAGGCAAGUGUUACUGGUUUUAA
Messenger RNA from Sinocyclocheilus rhinocerous, 1104 nucleotides. Its product is annotated as SLAM family member 9-like. The transcript has 4 exons. Lineage: Eukaryota; Metazoa; Chordata; Actinopteri; Cypriniformes; Cyprinidae. The record is from RefSeq and is a predicted model, not a curated record. The coding region runs from base 1 to 1104 and encodes 367 amino acids.